Entamoeba histolytica HM-1:IMSS is the source of this 2155-nucleotide messenger RNA. RefSeq names its product actin, putative. Lineage: Eukaryota; Evosea; Mastigamoebida; Endamoebidae. The transcript has a single exon. The record is from RefSeq and is a predicted model, not a curated record. The coding region runs from base 1 to 2142 and encodes 713 amino acids.
AUGAAGAAGUUCUUUGCAAAAGUAACCAAACACGAUAAAAAAGAUGAUAAAGAUAAGGAGGAAAAGAAAAAAGAAGAGAAAAAGAAAGACAAAUCUCAUCACGAAAAAGAAGAGUCACAAAAAAUAAAAGAAGAAGCUAAGAAGAAAGCUGAAGAAGAAGCUAAGAAGAAGGCAGAGGAAGAAGAAGCUAAGAAGAAAGCUGAAGAAGAAGCUAAAAAGAAAGCUGAAGAAGAAGCCAAAAAGAAAGCUGAAGAAGAAGCCAAAAAGAAAGCUGAAGAAGAAGCUAAGAAGAAGGCAGAGGAAGAAGAAGCUAAGAAGAAAGCUGAAGAAGAAGCCAAAAAGAAAGCUGAAGAAGAAGCUAAGAAGAAAGCUGAAGAAGAAGCUAAAAAGAAGGCAGAGGAAGAAGAAGCUAAAAAGAAGGCAGAGGAAGAAGAAGCUAAGAAGAAGGCAGAGGAAGAAGCUAAAAAGAAAGCUGAAGAAGAAGCUAAAAAGAAAGCUGAAGAAGAAGCUAAAAAGAAAGCUGAAGAAGAAGCUAAAAAGAAAGCUGAAGAAGAAGCUAAGAAGAAGGCAGAGGAAGAAAAGAAAAACCAGCCACAAGGACUAGGAUUAGGUGGAGGAUUAGGGCAGCCACAAGGAUUAGGUCUUGGAGGUGGACUUGGACAACCACAAGGACUAGGACUUGGAGGUGGAUUAGGAUUAGGUGGAGGACUUGGACAACCACAAGGAUUAGGACUUGGACAACCACAAGGAUUAGGACUUGGACAACCACAAGGAUUAGGACUUGGAGGUGGAUUAGGAUUAGGUGGAGGAUUAGGGCAGCCACAAGGAUUAGGUCUUGGAGGUGGACUUGGACAACCAAGUGGAUUACCUAGUUUAGGACAACCAAGUAUGCCAGUUACCUCUGAACAAGGAAGUGCUGGAAUUAGUGGUGGAGAGCUUCAGAUGAAAGGUACUGGUAAAAAAACAAUAAAAAAGAAGAAGAUGGGGGUUGCACAAUCAGCAUUCUUUGCACAUGAAAAUGAAGAAAAGGCAAAUGCAAUGUUAAGUAAGAUUGCUGAUGAUGCAGUGUUAGUAUUUGAUUGUGGAAGUUCAUUUAUCAAAGUUGGGGUUGCAGGAGAAGAACAACCAAGAAAGGUUAUUCCAACGUGUUAUUGUGUGAUAGAAGAUGAAGAAUAUGAAGGAGGAGAAAGAAAAGAAUUUGGAUAUAAAGCUAUUGAUGAAAAUGCUAAGUUAAUUUGGCCUCUUGAUCCAAGAAAUGAUACUGAUUGGGAUGGGUUGUUUGACAUUAUCCAAAAUAUUUAUCAAGUCGAAUUAAACGAAUUAGAACCAAGUGCCCAUGCAGUAGUGAUGACAGAUUUACCAAACAUGAAUGAAGUUGCAACAGACAAAAUCAAGUCUAUGAUGUUUAAUGAUUUGAAUGUUCCAUUUUUAAAAAUAGUUAAUCCAGCAUUAAUGGCAUUGUAUGCAGAAGGAAAGGAAACUGGUCUUGUAGUUGAAAUUGGUAAUAGAAUGCAAAUAGUACCAGCUGUCGAUGGAUUUGUUAUUGAUAGUGCUAUAACUAAAAUUAAAGGUAAUGUUUCUGGGUUAACAGAGUAUAUGCAACGGUUAUUAAGGUCAUGUGGAUAUAUUUAUACAACGUCACAACAAAUGGAAUUAGUUAGAGCAAUUAAAGAAAAUGUUUGUUAUGUUGCCCUUGACUAUGAUGCAGAAAUGAAAAGAAAGCCUAGAGAAAUUAUGAAAGAAUAUAAAGUUCCUGGAAAUGAUAACACUUCUAAAUUCUUCCAAGAACGAUUCCAAUGUCCAGAGGCUUUAUUUAAACCAGAAAAGGUUGGUAUUGAUACAGAAGGAUUACCACAAAUGAUCUUUGAAUGUAUUAAAAAAUGUCCAUUAACUUCAAGAAGACCAUUGUUAAAUCAUAUCAUUUUGGCUGGAGGAUCAACAUUAUUCCCUGGAUUACCAGAAAGACUUGAUCAAGACCUCAAAAAAAUUUUAGAAGAAAAUAAGAUGAAUUCAAGAGAUGUUAAGAUUAUUGUUCAUCAGAAUAGAAAAUAUUUAGCAUGGGCUGGUGCUGCUUUAUUAGCUGGUAUGUCUACAUUACAAGAUGAAGAACAAUGCACAAAAGAUUAUUACGAUAAUAAUUAAAUUCACAACAACU